This is a messenger RNA of Athalia rosae (coleseed sawfly), 4716 nucleotides long. RefSeq names its product augmin complex subunit dgt3 (gene dgt3). The coding region runs from base 292 to 2097 and encodes 601 amino acids. The transcript is spliced from 10 exons. Lineage: Eukaryota; Metazoa; Arthropoda; Insecta; Hymenoptera; Athaliidae. The record is from RefSeq and is a predicted model, not a curated record.
UCUCGUCUAUCACACACGUGGUUCGUGCUGUAAUUCAAAUCAACGGUCAAAACUCUUGGGGUCAAGCACUCGAAAGUAGAUAAUUCACCUGCAAAAAGAGUGAGGACAGGCAGUGAUGUGAUGUUUUGUUGCAGUUUUGAAAAUUUCACGUAGAUUUCUUAAUCUUCAGUUACAUUUGGGAAUGAAAGUUUGCUAUAUGUUCUUUCCGUAAAAGAUUUGUUGGUUAUAAAUAAGCACCGUGAAAGUGGAAUUGUCAGUGUACUAUAUCCUCGGAUACUGAAAUCUUGUACAAUGGAAAUCUCGGGGGUAAAACUACAUAAAAAAAUUCGGGAAAUCGUUCCUGAAAUAUCGCAAAGCAUUACACCAGAAGUUUUGAAUAAACUUUGUGAUCAACCAGUGAGCCAGCCAUUUCUAGAAUGGUUUUGUUCCCACGUAACUCAAGCUAAUGUUCUAUCAGAAGAAGAUAUAUUGAUUAAACAGCACCUACAAAAAACAGGCAAAUGGGUCACCGAGAAUCUAGAUGCCUUAAUUGAAAAGGCUACUAUAGAUUAUCCAGAGCUGCUGCGACUUGUAGAACCUGGUAAAAGGGAUGAAAAUUCUAUCUAUGAAAUGGAAAAAAAAGCAUUCGAAGAAGAUGCUGCUUAUUUACAAAAGCUAGAGGAUAGCAUAAAAAUUCUGAAGGAACAGGAAGAUAAACUAGCUGAAGAAAUUGAACAUGAGCAAAUUGAACUUGAUAAAGAUAAUAUAGAAGUAGAAGAGUGCUACAAAGAUAACUUAGAUCUUUUGAGAGAUUUUGAAGAAGUUCACAAGCUACUUCACAGUGACGUAGAACAUUUAAUCAACAUUUACGCAGAUGCUGCUGAAAUGAAAGGACCUUCGAUAGUUUGGACCCAGAUGCCUUUAGAACUAUGUAAAAAUCAGACCGAAAUGUACAUAAACUAUUUGUCUGCUUAUAUAAAACGACGGUUUGGAAACAACUCCAGAGAUGAGCACACGGGUGACUCAGACUAUGAUACUUUCACAGAAGAUAGCAGAGACCGACGUGGUGAAGAAAUGCUUCAAGAGUUAUCCACUUGUCUCAGAAAGCUAACAACUUCAAGGUUUGAAGAAGUAACAGCAAAAGUUAGCGCAGAUGCCUGUGCAGCUAUCGAAGAGCUUGCGAUAAAUAUCUAUAACAAUGGCAGUCCAAGAUUACCACAGUCUCAAGCUCAACUUGAGUUGGAAGUUGUAGAGCUGAGCGGUCGAAGAGAUUUUUUGGAAGAAAACGUACGACUCCUGAGAGAGAACCGUUUAGAAGAGUCUAUCACUCAAUCAUCAGAAUUGGUAAUAACCGAAAUCGUUUUACAAGAUGCCCAAUCACGCUAUGAGCAAAGAGAACGCCGUUUAUUCGAUAUGCUGAGGCUACGGGAGCUGGCAUCUGAACAUGGGCAUGCUCAUUCCGACCUACUUUGUAUGUUGAUGGAAUUACAGUACCGUCGACUUAUGGAAGCACUUGAAAUUGUUGCUGAUGCUCGACACUACCUUGCUACUGAAUAUUUACUUUCUUCUACGAGAAACAAUGUCAUGCUGGAACUACAAGCCGAGUAUGAAACAACGUGCUCUGAUUUGCCCGCGAAAACUAACGUGUAUAAUAAAAUCUUUAUUUCCAUGAUGAACGGCGACCCAAACGACAGAGAUUCAAUGGCCUUGUCGAUGAGGCUUCUCAAACAAUUAGUAGUAGAUAACGACGCGAACGAGGAGAAAAUGUUUGGCAUUGAGCUUGCCGAACGAAUAAACGGGGUCAAGUUAUUGGAAGAGAAGGUCAACGAAGUUUAUGAACGAGAAACAAAUAGCGGGCCUAGUUCGAGUUUGAAGCCAAUGUCUUUCGUGGUAGCUUUACGGACGGAGGAAGCUGAGGUCCGUGUUUCCCAACUUCAAAAUGAAGUUUCUAUUCGCAGGAAUCGAUUGAAAGAAAAAUUGAGGAAAAAUUGCGACGGAUUUGAGUGGGAGAGUACAAUUCUCUGGCAAAGAUUUCUGGCAGAUCCAAACUCCAUGAGUGAAGUCUAUCAAGAAGCUCAAAGGCGGUUGGAACAACUUCACUACGCUAGCGGCUACUGAACUGUAAUUCUGAAUGAGGGACCCAAUCCUUGAAUAUUCCUACAACUUCACCCGGAUUUCAUACCCAUCCCAAUGUAUGGAGUUGCGAUGCGAAAUAUAAGGUGAGUAGAAAUCGGUGCCGUACUUUGAUAUCAUUAGAAAUUCAUCUCAUUAUUUCAUGAUUGAUAUUAUAUUUUAUGCGGAAGCACAAAAAGAAAAAUAUCUUUUCUAAUUUGGUGACAAAUCUGUGAGCAACGUCGUAUCCAGGCAGCGGAAUAAACACGUGGCGAUUUCAAAUAGAAAGUAGCAUAAUCUUAUCUCGUACCUUUACUCUCGUUCUUUUGUAUAAUAAUAUCAGCGAAACAGUUUCAUAAGAGUUACCUACUUUCGUAGUUCCAUUCUCUGGGACAUUUGUUUAUUAUACAUAAUAGAUAAAACAUCGUAUGUGUGUGCGUUGCCAGCAAUUAGAUGUCGAGUGAAUAAUACGUAAGUAACGUUGGUACAUUUUCAAAGAGCAACGUUUAUUCAAACCGCAAGUUUCAUCGCUAAUCAACUCGUACGGUGAGGAGCGAACAAUCGCGACCUACUCACUGGGUGUAUGUAAAUUAAAGAAAAUGCAGAAAUUUACAGCUCAAUUAAUGCGCCUCAGGACACCCUGAGCAUAGUAAUUGCCGCCUGCAGAUCAGAGUAAAUAAAGUAAUGAUUUAUUAUUCAGGCUGAACAAACCUUGAGCUAGUUUACCAAUUCAUCCGAUUAGCCAUAUAAUAACUAUGAACGGAUACCUAUUUUCAAGUUGCAUAAUUACCACGCGAUACAUUUAUAGUAUCAUUUUUUAAUUUCAUAUCUCACGAUCCAUUUCGUUUUUCCUCGCCUGGAUACAUGUGACAUUUAUCAAUAAUCAAUUGCUAAAUUGAAUGCGAUAUGGAUACCUCAUAUUCAGCGUUUUUUCAUGACUGUAUUUGCUACGGAGACUGACGAACGUUCGAAUGAACGACUAUGUAAAUGAUAUUUAAAUUUGCGUACAUUGUUUUGACUUUUCGAACAUCAUUAUUAUUACAAUCGCAUAGAUCACAGACUGAUUAUGUAUAUCAAACUCUCUCCCGCUCUCUCUUUAACCUUGGUGCGCCUCGUUAUCUAUCGCAAGUUUGCAUCGAUUUCGCUGGAAAAAAAUUUUCGUGUAAAUAAUGUUGAAACGAACUCCUCUGCAUGUCGUCCACGAUUACGUUCGUCCUCGUAAUAUAUUGAAAAAUAUUUUUUCUUCUCCAACGCGCGUUUACAUUUCAAGAAAAAAUAACGAAAAGAAAAAGAGAAAAAGGAGGAGCAUCAGUGACACUGACGCCAGACUUUCGCUCAUCUGAGAUAUCCAUGAUUAUGAUAACCCUGUAGUUCUAUACGUGUCAUUCAGCAAAAAUAUGAAAAAGCUGUGUGAAAAAGAUAUUUAAAUAUCACAGAAACAUGCCCCGUAUAAAGGGCAACGCGUUCUUCAUUUACUUCUAGGAACAUCUAUGUUACAUACUAGACAACGUUAGCUAUGUAUUUAUCCGCACACGUGUAUGUUUCCGCUGGGACGACAAGGCACAGUGAAUGAUACGCAACGACCAACGACCGGCACCGGGCAGACGUGUGCGUGUGUAUCAAAUAAAUAUAUAUAUGUGAGUAUCAUGUAUAUUCCUAUACAAGCUGGAGGCGCGCACGAGCUUUUAGUGUAACCUUGAUCCUAAAGCGUGGGGGACGGAGGGGCGGAACAGGCAGAGGAAGAGGGCAGGGCAGGGCAGGGAGAAGGGAAGAGAAGGGUCAGUCAGGUGGCUCGAAAUUUUGACGAGAAUCAUCCAUCAGACGACAUUUUGUAGGUAUGUACGUAACUUGUGACACAAUUAUGCGGCAGAGCAAUCUAAGAAUAGAUAUCUUUAUCAAGUUGGUCGAUAGGUGUUGUUGAUAGAGAGAUCAACAACGAUUAUUAAUUGACUGGAUUAAUGACUAAAAUAACACAAACGAUAUCGCCCUCUGUCAAGAUGGACGUCAAAUACGUUUGCAAAUAGAAUUUAACCGGGUGAUCAGGGGGAGUAAAAUUUGAACUAGUCGCGGAAGGAGGAAAUAGGCAGGUUGCCGGUGUGGUAUAGAGCUCGUAUCGAUUGACCAGGCUCGUCGUUUGGAGUUAACGGUUUGUUUACACGAGCUUCAGAUCAUGGCGCAUGCGCUAGACGAUCCAAAACAAUAAUAGAGUAGGAAGGAAGGCUGGCCGACGACGGUGGCGAGCAGGGAGGCGGCAGUAGUCGCUGGCUCGAUUCCCCCAUCGUGUCGCUCCGAGAACACAAGCUUGACUGAAGAUAUCGCACACACAACACGGACACGGAUGGUAGGAGAGGCGCACGCGUUUCACACAAACGAACUAUCCUUCCCAAAUACAUAAGUAUAUAUUUCUCUCUCAGAGUUACGAUCACUGGUGUUUUGUUGCCUUUAAAACAGGCCCGGUGUGUUACUGGGUGGGAUUAUUUGGUUCUUUGAGUCGCAGCAUCGGCCGACGACGACGGUCACGAAACGGACUUUCGUCAGCAGUAAACCACAAUCCCGACAGUGUUGCUCAUUGUGCAAUGUUUAAUCAACUGUUCUCGAUUCAACCUCUUUAAAAAAGAAGAGAAA